AUGUGCUCUGCGUUCAUCCUCACUGGCAAUCUGGCAGCCCCGUUCACAGCGCAGGUCGUAAGGCAGAUGCUGUACUCCACGUACCAGAGGAUCAACUACAACAGGAUAGCUGAGUUCAAUGGCGAAUUGCAAGCUCGCCUUCAAGGCCAGGCCCAAGAACUGAAGUUGCGACUGCUGAAGGCGUCAGUGGACAAACAGCUGGCACGCAGCAGCGCUCUUGUUGAAGAAGAGCGGCACGCAGAAGAUGAAGCCACCAAUGGCGAUCCUGACGAAAAUCCAACAACUUCGGAUGCCCAGGGGGCCCCUGAAAUUUCUGUCGACCUCAAAGUUCUGCUUACAGUUCUGAGGAUGGAGACAUCGCGAACGGCUGUCAUGAUCAAGGAAGAGAUGCAGAGGGACGACGAUUCCGACCGGCUAAAGAUUUUAAACAGUCAGAAGGACGAACUGUCUGUUCUUGUGAAGAGAGUAGAAAAUGAGAUGGCGGAGAGGGACGAGGACGAGACGAAUCAAGAGAGUGGCAAGUGA
Ostreobium quekettii is the source of this 525-nucleotide messenger RNA. NCBI's taxonomy places the organism in Eukaryota, Viridiplantae, Chlorophyta, Ulvophyceae, Bryopsidales, Ostreobiaceae. The record is from the annotation of a GenBank genome assembly.